Messenger RNA from [Torrubiella] hemipterigena, 1053 nucleotides. The record is from the annotation of a GenBank genome assembly. Lineage: Eukaryota; Fungi; Ascomycota; Sordariomycetes; Hypocreales; Clavicipitaceae.
AUGCGCGGUCCAAUCACAACACCGCUCACCACCCUUCUGGGCAUCCAGCAUCCCAUCAUCCUCGCCGGCAUGGCGCAGGUCUCUGGCGCCCGCCUCGCCGCUGCGGUAGCAAACGCAGGCGGCUUUCCUGUUGUUGGAGGAUACGAAUGCACACCAGAGCAGCUUCUGAGCACAAUUACCGAGAUGAAGGCGCUGUUCGACCGCCCCGAUCUACCGUUUGGUGUAGAUGUUGCCAUUCCCAAGGUUGGCGGUGGUGCGCGAAAGACGAACCGCGAUGUUACCAAUGGCAAGCUAGACGACUUGAUAGCAAUCUCUAUCGACAACGGCGCCAAAUUGUUUGCCUGCUCAGCGGGUGUCCCGCAGCCUCACAUCGUCGCAUAUCUACACAGCCGAGGUGUUCUCGUCAUGAAUGUCAUUGGGCAUCCAAAACACGCUGUCAAGGCACUAGAUGCCGGCAUCGACAUCAUCUGCGCGCAGGGCAAAGAAGGCCGUGGCCACUGCGGAAAUAUUCCCACGUCCGUGUUGAUCCCGGCUGUUGUUUCCAUCGCCCAGAGAUACCGCCCGCCCAUGCUCCAGGGCUUACCUGCCCAAGUGAUUGCCGGCGGAGGCGUUUCAUGCGGCCCGAGUCUUGCGGGAGUCUUAAUACAAGGUGCUGCCGCGGCGUGGGUAAGCACUCGCUUCGUAGCGUCCGAGGAGGCCAAUGCCAGCGAUGAGGCGAAGCAGGCAAUCUUGGCGUGCGGGUUUGAAGAGACGGAGCGUACGCUGGUCUUGACAGGUCGACCGCUGCGUAUACGGCCAAAUGCGUACAUCCAGAGCUGGCAUGCGCGGCGGAACGAGGUUGCAGAGCUGUGUGAGCGAGGCGUUGUUCCUGCAGAGGCUGACUAUAGAAACAACAAUGUGAUUGAUGUGCCGUUUAUGAUGGGUGAAGUGGCGGGUUCGAUUACGGAGAUUUUGCCGGCUGGGAAAAUUGUGGAGGAUAUGGCGAGCGGUGCGGCGGAGAUGUUGAGGAUGGGUGGACAGUAUGUUGGCGGGAUGGAGAGGGCUAGAUUGUAG